AUGCAGGUCUCGUACCCGAUCCUGGGCCUCGGGCAAGCCAAGCAGCUCGUGGCUAUCUGCGGCGGCGGCGGCUCGGCGCGCACUGGCGUCAAGAACACAGUCGACGUCUACGCUGCGCCGACCGCAACGACCGGCUACACGCUCCUCGGCAGCGCCGACACGGGCACCGAGCUUGCGUCCGGCCUCGCUAUCUCGCCAGACUCGAGCCUCCUCGCCGUGAGCAUCAACGCGUCGUGCUGGCUAUACGCGAUCGCGUAUGAAGAGACCAAAUCGGACUUUGCGCUCACACUCCUCGUUAAGUUCCGCACCGACUUUGCGGGCGCCGAGAGUGGCCAGUCCAGCGUCUGCUUUGUCGGCAACCACACGCUGCUCACGGGCGGCGAAGACAGCGUCAUUCGCAGCUGGUCGAUCGCGACCAAUGUCACCACCAAAGGUUGGGCGACAGCGCCCGCGCUGGACGGCGCGCCCGACAUGACGCCUGCCCUCGGCGACUCGGCAAUUGGUGACACCUCGUACGUGCAGCUUGUCGGCGAGUUCAAGGCCCACACGAAGCGCAUCAAGCAGAUCCACGUCGAUGCGUUCAGCCGCCAGCUCGUUGUCUCGAGCGACGAAGCUGCGUCCUGCCACCUCUGGUGGCUCCACGAAGGCGCGGCCAUCACGUGCUCGCUCUCGCAAGCCGACGCCCUCGCUGCGUGCUUUGCAGCCUACCCCAAAUCGGUUCCGCCGCCGCCGAAGGGCGCCAAGCAAGCCCCCACGGUCUUCAAGCACCAGUUCCGCUGUGUCCGCUUCGCGCCCAACGGGCAGUUCCUCAUGACCGUGCUGAGCCCGCCCCGCGGCGACGCUUUUCUCCUCAAGUGGGUGCCGGUGACCACGUCGCAGGUCGACGCGGCGUCAUGGCAGUGGCAGAUCGCUGCGAUUGCGGUCGCCGGGAACGAGCCCGUGGGCAGCUGCUGCAUCAGCGUCGAUGGCGAGCUUGUCGCGACGGCCACUGCGUCCGGCGAAGUGCAAACCUUCUCGACGGCCAAUUUGGAAAAGGUGCGCCGCGAGCAACUUUCAGAAGAGCACACGUUUGCCGUCACGGGCAUGGCCUUCGUGCCCCAAGGCGACGACCGCUACCGUCUCUGCACCGCGGGCGCUGACAAGCGACUCUUGGUGCACGCCGUCUCGUCCGAGCCAGUGGCCAAGGGUUUCUCGCUGCGGUCUUUCCUUGGCCGUCUCGUGCGCUUUGUCGUUGCACUCGGCUUUGGCACGCUCGCUGGCGCGCUCGCCGGCAGCAUCGCGCUUGUCUAUUUGCACGCAACAUACCCCGACGACGUGCUGACGCCUCGGCGACGCUGA
Messenger RNA from Saprolegnia diclina VS20, 1338 nucleotides. RefSeq lists its product as hypothetical. Gene Ontology annotation, molecular function: protein binding; GTPase activator activity; guanyl-nucleotide exchange factor activity. The transcript is spliced from 3 exons. Gene Ontology annotation, biological process: protein secretion. Bases 1 to 1338 code for a protein of 445 amino acids. The record is from RefSeq and is a predicted model, not a curated record. NCBI's taxonomy places the organism in Eukaryota, Oomycota, Saprolegniomycetes, Saprolegniales, Saprolegniaceae. Gene Ontology annotation, cellular component: endoplasmic reticulum membrane.